Molecule: messenger RNA, 282 nt
Organism: Penicillium salamii
Lineage: Eukaryota; Fungi; Ascomycota; Eurotiomycetes; Eurotiales; Aspergillaceae
Source: the annotation of a GenBank genome assembly
AUGGAAGUCAUCGAUUUCCCUACCGUCACCGAGUCACGUGCAACCCCAUCUCCGUCGUCGCAGAACCCUCCCCGUCUUCUUCCUCGAAGCACCCUCAACCAAUUCCAACAGACAGUAUCAAUGGCGGGCAAAACCUCCCACCCCAUCCACAUCCACCCGGUCCGACCGCUCUACCGCUUCACUGCGACUGCACUGGGCGCUAGCAUGUGGUUCUUCCUCAUGUACCGGGCCAAGAAAGACGGUGCCGUGCUGCUCGGCUGGAAGCACCCUUGGGACCACUGA